ACCUCGCGUCCUGCAGGGGGCGGUAAUGCACCGCGGCGCUGUUUGUGAGCCGCGGUAAUCCCUCACAGGAAGAAAACGGUCAGAGCGGCUAACCGAUGCUAACGGGGCAUAUGUCUCAUUACCGGAGGCAGUUAGCCAUGUAGUUAACCGACGAGGCGUUUAAAAGAGGCACAAAUAGACUAAUAGAGACUCCGGGUAACGGAUCAGACGUGACGACGAGAGGAAAACACGACGAGGAAAGACGAUGCAGGCCGGUGACCCUGUGGUUGGUGCACCGAUGGCGGUAGCUGGUGGCCAGAGUCGGUCGGAGGACGAAGAGUCGCUCGGAGUGAAAGAUGUGAAAAGGACGGCGGCACAAGCGUUUGGUAGUGGUGGUGUCCCCAAGCGCAGAAGUUCCUCCAGGUCAAUAAAGAGGAAGAAGUUUGACGAUGAGCUGGUGGAGAGUAGCCUCGUGAAGUCGUCCAGCAGAGUCAAAGGCCCUCCUGUCAUAGAGCCUGUCCGCUGUUCAGGGAGUGAACUUUCAUCUAGUGAGAGAAAAAAGGUCACAAAGUCAGGAACCGCUCUCACGCCGCCUCUCACCAUGGUCGUAAACCCUGCACCCAUCACUAAAAGAGUAAAGAAAAGCAAGCAACCUCUACAUAUCACUAAAGACUUGGGACGAUGGAAACCCACUGAUGACCUGUUACUUAUAAACGCAGUGUUGCAGACGACAGACCUAACUUCUGUACAUCUGGGGGUGAAGUUCAGCUGUCGCUUCACACUGCGGGAAAUUAAAGAGAGGUGGUACGCUCUCCUCUACGAUCCUGUCAUCUCAAAGCUGGCAUGGCAGGCCAUGCGUCAGCUUCACCCAGAAGCCAUUGCAGCAAUCCAAAGCAAAGCCCUCUUCAGUCAGUCUGAGGAGGCACUGCUGGCUAAGAUUGGAUCAACGAGUCAGCCCAAACUGGACGUGUUCCAGGAGAUUCUGAGCAAACAGCCCGGUGUCUUUCACCCGUCUCGCACACCCAAGAGCCUGCUGGUGCACUGGCAGCUGCUAAAGCAGUACUACCUACUGGAUGACCAGAGCGUUCAGCCUCUCCCUAAAGGUGACCAGGUCCUCAACUUCUCUGAUGCCGAGCAGAUGGUCGAUGACGUGAAGUUAAAGGAGAGCAGAGAUGAAGUGUUGGAACAUGAGCUGAUGAUUUCCGAUCGUCACCAGAAACGGGAGAUCAGACAGUUAGAGCAGGAGCUGCCUCGUUGGCAGGUCCUCGUGGACAGUAUCACAGGGAUGAGCAUGCCUGACUUUGACAACCAGACGUUGGCAGCGUUACGAGGACGAAUGGUGCGCUACCUCAUGAGAUCACGAGAGAUUACAUUGGGCAGGGCGACCAAGGACAAACCCAUUGAUGUAGAUUUAUCACUAGAGGGACCCGCCUGGAAAAUAUCAAGAAAACAAGGAAUUAUUAAACUGAAGAAUAACGGAGACUUCUUCAUCGCCAACGAGGGAAGACGACCCAUCUACAUCGAUGGCAGACCGGUCCUGUCAGGCAACAAGUGGAAACUCAACAACAACUCAGUGGUGGAGAUUGCAGGCCUUCGCUUCGUGUUUCUAAUUAACCUGGAACUCAUCUCACUAAUAAAAGCUGAAGCAGCCAAGAUGACACAGCAGUGAAUGUCAGCCAUCCGAGCAGAAGACUGAACAUGCAGGACGUACUGACGAUCCAGUCAGUCCUUCUGUGUCCAACACUGGUUAACAGUUUUAUCUCAUGAAGCACAGCAGUGCCACAACCAAUCAGACAGCCAUGUUAACCUGAAAUGUGAAUUUUAAACAGACUAAAGCUAAAUCCUGGUCAGUAACAGGUUUCACUUGUUUGGACAUUUUCCAUGUUGUAAUGUAGACACUCUCAUUGUAGAGCUUUGUUUUGUUUUUUUUCUCCAAUUUUUCAGAAUAUUGUAUUUAAAUUCUGUAGUAAAGCUUUUUCAAAAUAUUAAACUUGUAUACACGA
This is a messenger RNA of Larimichthys crocea (large yellow croaker), 1982 nucleotides long. It is a transcript of the gene mcrs1, whose product is annotated as microspherule protein 1. Gene Ontology annotation, molecular function: G-quadruplex RNA binding; protein binding. The transcript has 14 exons. Bases 245 to 1648 code for a protein of 467 amino acids. Gene Ontology annotation, biological process: positive regulation of transcription by RNA polymerase II. The record is from RefSeq and is a predicted model, not a curated record. NCBI's taxonomy places the organism in Eukaryota, Metazoa, Chordata, Actinopteri, Sciaenidae. Gene Ontology annotation, cellular component: MLL1 complex; Ino80 complex; NSL complex.